Molecule: messenger RNA, 2923 nt
Organism: Toxoplasma gondii ME49
Lineage: Eukaryota; Apicomplexa; Conoidasida; Eucoccidiorida; Sarcocystidae
Exons: 2
Coding region: 343-2343 (666 amino acids)
Source: RefSeq, a predicted model, not a curated record
UUUUCUGCAAGCCAUCCAGAUCCAAACGGGACUACUUCAGUAUCGACGACUGCAACGGAAGCACGAACAGAAACAAUUGCCUGCCCGAGAGAGGUAAGCUUGAACGACAGCAAGGUACAUAGUGAUUCUCUUGAUUCAGUUUUACCCCCUCCUUCCGCUUCCGAGGCGGUACGUCUAGAGGGUUUGGGCUACAUUCUCGGCCCUCCAUACACCUGGGGAGGGAAGCAUAAGGCAAGACGUGAGGAAACAAGACGGCAGGAGAGCGAGUUUUCUUUCACGGGACAACAGAGCCCACAGCCGGAGCAAGUGAGUGUGAAAGCGUUUGCAAACCACCUUCUCGACAUGGGUUUCCGUUCUCCCAAAAGUGGAGAUGAGGAGGAACAGGAGACUGAAUACCAGCAGUGGCAAGGUGAAUUUGAACAGGGGAAAAAUAACAGGAAGUUUGAGUCUUUCACAGGCUCGCCCUCGAGCAGGGGGGAACCGGCUUCUGAAGUCAUCAGAACACAACGCGAACAAACCCGGGUUUCGAAUGGUGGAAAUGCUCCUGAGAAUCGGAUGAAAAAGUCGUCCUUCACAGUGGAGUUUGCGUUCGGCUCCCCCCCAUCAUCUGCUCCGAGUCCUCCCCAACUACUGUACCUGCUUCCAGUCGUUGAUAGCGAGAAUAGAUAUGUGCAUUUGUUACCCACAAUAACUCACGUGGGGCCGUUUUUGGUCGUCCCAUCUGGCGUCGAUGCACAACUUGGUAGAAUCCCUUCUGACGUCUCUGGUACUGCCCAGGAGACAGGCGGUUCCUUCCCCGAAUUAGUCUCCCUGGUAAAAAGCUCCAUUGUGGCUCCUGUCGCUAGACAACGCGAGACUUUCCAAACACAGCCUUCUGCUAUAGGUGGCUCUGCUGCUUCAAACCAUGGUACUCCAGGAGUCGAACGUUCUGCAAAUCAGGCUGGUAUUCCCUUCUCCGGUUUUCUGCUCCCUUCCUCUCUUACGUCAGGGCUGUCGUACCCUGCUCUUAAUGAAUUACAGCCUGUGCAUCCCUCUCAAGAAAACCAGUUCAGAAACACGGGCGUCACAGGGCAAACGGCAGACAGGAGAGACAGUCGUUUAGUUUUCCAUUUGCCACCUCUGCCACCGAUUUUCGGCACCUCUCUUCCAUCUUCUCUGCUGCACGACGGAGGGCAAGACGUUCAUCAUUUGUCAAAAACCUCUUCAUAUAAGCCAACACCCCAGCAACUCAUCACCCUUCCACCUGUUGCAACCAUCAUUUCGCCUGCUGACUCUCACGAGGUGGCCUUGCCGCCUCUUCAAUUUUCCGGCCCUUCUCGAUCUUCGCUCUUGACUGGCACAUCAGCCGAAGCCCAGGAAGACACACUCAUCAAUACUCUCAGCGCGCCACAUACAGACAUUGCUUCUUCUUCUGGAAGGCCGCUAGCAACAGUUUCGGCGCCAAGUAGCUUUGCACAAGAUAUGCCUGAAUCCCCGUCAGAGCCAUUGUUUCUCACUGGCCAGGAAACCCCUUCUACAGGAGUGACUUCUCUGAACAAUGCGUCGGCUCUAGACUACACGAGAGGGCCGCCUGCAAGAGCGGACGGCUUUUUUGGGACGGACGACUACAGGACAGGGUCAUUAAGACAGACGGUUCAUCUAACGCCAACAGAGAUAGGUACAGCCUUCCCCCUUGAUAAAUAUAGAAAAUAUCAGGAUUCUGGCGGUCUGAACUUCGCCGGCAGCAACGCAGGAAAUGGGCUGGAGGCCAUGACUCCUGGGCAACUCGUUGAACUCGCCCUAAACCACGCAUCGGAAGCUGCAGCUCAAGCUACAGAGCGCGAAAAUCCUGUAGUGUCGUCGAUCUCGACGCUGUUAUUUCCGCAUCAACAGGAUACAGACAAAGCAAAUUCGCAGGCAGAUUCGAGGGGAUCUUGGACUGCUACUCAGCGAGUGCUACCUCAACUGGGCUCCCUUUUCUCAAUUCUGACAGGCCUAGACAGCGACCUUUUGUGGCGGUUUUUCACGGGAUCAGCCCGGCCACCGUCACCUACAGCUGAGAUUGCUGCGUCAGUGCCCGCGUCACCGUUUUCCUCACCUGACGUCAAUUUUCUGUCAACUUCGCCACCCGUUGACGACCCUUCACUUUCAAAGCAGUGGCGUUCCCAUGAGUACGACCCCACAGCUUCCUUCCCUAUGCCGAAUGUGGCCCUAAACCCUUCACAUGAGACGACUGCCAGCAGGACUCAUGCUCGUAAUGCUUUGCAGAGCUCUGUGCCCCCAUUAGAAGCGCUAAAGUUCGGUUUGCACGUAGAGGUGCCCGAUGUGUCCGCAGAUGGUGGCCUCCAAUCUCAUCGAGUGUGACGGGAACAGCACCGCCGACACAUAGGGCUCAGCGUGCGGUGAAAAACAAGGUGGAGAAACCACUGAUCAAUAUUGUACUCGGACUCGGUGACUGCGCAAACUCUCAAUAGUUCAGUGUGUGUCCUAGUUCACGGCAGUGGGCACACACCCAUGGUAGCAGAGAAUGUCGUCCACACGAUUUAAAAACAUAUAAAGGCAAAUAAUCGGAUGCAAACAUAUUCAAAUAAGUCAGUUUGAUUAUAUUUCUGUCUCCCAGGGAUGUUACCGCUAAAAGUUCACACAUUCACAUUUACGUGUGUGUGUGACCCUUUUUUAAGUGUUCUUCUGCAAUUGUAGAGUCUAACUCUGAAAUGCGCACGCCUUCCACCUUGUCUCUUUCUGCUCUGUAUACCUUCCUGGGCAACACCCACUGAUCACUUUUAAUUGUACCCGUGGCUGUAGCAGGGAUUCACUGACAGAUAAUUAAGCACCAGCUUGGUCUGCAACCAACAUAUGGACUUGAGCUCAGUUUUGUAGGUCGACUGCAGUUUGACAUCGUAGGUCCUCAAAGUUCUCUUAGCACGACGACGAAACGCUACAG